AUGCCAGCGGCCGCCACUUUGAAGUCUCCUAAUGUAUGCGCCAACUGUAAGGCUCGCAAGAAACGAUGUGACAAGUCUCUGCCGCGCUGUCGCUAUUGCGCUGACCAUGAUCUACCCUGUCUGUAUCAGGCCUUGAAUCCUAGACCACGACAUCGAGCAAUUGCAGAUUCAGCCAUUGCACUCGCAGCCAGUCCUCGGUCCGAAAGCGACGUCUGGAAAAUUGCUGAUGCUCUACGAGCUAGCAACCCUGUCAGUGCAUCGACAAAGCUACUUUUCGACAGCCUCGCAUGCAGCGCGCAGAUUCCCCAUGGGGUGUCGAUCUCAACGGUCGAGUCCACACUAUGCGUCCAGGCUCAGCGGUUACUCGAAAGUACGGGGCUUUAUCUUGAUGACAUCAGUGUGCGAUACUUCCAGGGUGUUCAUACAUUCGUACCAAUUAUCUCCCGACGGCGAUUCCACGUCCAAUUGCUUUCUUUUGGGGCCAAUGUUCAGGCUGACUUCGCUUUACUCGUGCUAUGCAUGGCAUUACUUGUCCCCUCCACAGACUCUGCCGAUCUCCUGGGGCCGCAAGUGGGCCACCGUGUCGAAGAAAUGACACUCUACGUUGCCAUUAAGUCCCUUAUGGCCCAGGCGCAAACACUCUGCGCGCCUACAACCCGCCUCAUUCAAGCUGGCUUGUUGCUAGCGGUCUACGAGUAUGCCCGUGGUCACCCGGAGCAGGCAUUUAUGACGAUCGGAAGCUAUGCGCGGAUGGCGUAUGCAGCCCAGCUACGAUCCAUUCCUGCUCUGGCCGGAAAUGCUCCGCGGCAGACCGAUUGGACCAUAGAAGAAGAGGAAUUAAAUACCUGGUGGGGAAUCCGCAUAUGUGAGCGAACGUUCCUUUGUGAGCUAGCGACUUUGGAUCAGCCAUUGGGCUCCGUGAUACCCGCCCAGGAUAGUUAUCUACCAAUCGAACCCGCCAUUCUAGACCAGAGGAAUCCUGUGGUGGCGCUCACAUCACGCGUCGCGAUCCAGGCGCUGGACUCUCCCGGGGUUGGCGGCUUCGGGCGCAGCGCUCAAGCGGCAUGGCUCCUGGAUGGGGUGCUGCAGGGUCUAUCCAUGACGGAUCCGGACCAGAAACAUACAUAUCUAACUGAAUGUGAUCGAACACUGCAGUCAUUUCUAGCUUUUGUGAUGGAACAGCAUGGGGGCAACUAUGGAACAUUCUGUGUUCCAAUCGCUCUAACGAUCCGGUCUGUCCCUCCCCAAGAUUCCGAUCUUAUCUCUGAAAAUAAUUGUUUCAAUUUGACGGGAACGCAUAGUGCGUUGUUUCUUCUUCAUUGGCAUCUCCUUGGCUCGCGCGCCCGAGACUCCCCGAGCCCCUAUGACUCGAGUAAUACUUCCCACCAGGCUAUGGAUACAAUUACUAAAAUGGUCAUUGACAUUGCCACGAUGCAGGAACACGUCCCCUUUGAUCAAAUCGAUCACCUUCCUCCCAGCUGUCUGUAUAUUAAUCGAGCAGCGUUGACACAUAUUUAUGACUAUCAAUCAGUGACCGCGGAUCCUCGGCUGCAAACUUCGCUUAAUAAAUUCGAAGCGCGCUGGGGCGCAUCGCCAAGUGACCCUGGAAGAUCACCGGCGUUUCGGGCAUGA
Penicillium odoratum is the source of this 1632-nucleotide messenger RNA. RefSeq lists its product as uncharacterized. Gene Ontology annotation, molecular function: DNA binding; zinc ion binding; DNA-binding transcription factor activity, RNA polymerase II-specific. The record is from RefSeq and is a predicted model, not a curated record. NCBI's taxonomy places the organism in Eukaryota, Fungi, Ascomycota, Eurotiomycetes, Eurotiales, Aspergillaceae. The coding region runs from base 1 to 1632 and encodes 543 amino acids. Gene Ontology annotation, biological process: DNA-templated transcription; regulation of DNA-templated transcription. The transcript is spliced from 3 exons. Gene Ontology annotation, cellular component: nucleus.